Molecule: messenger RNA, 15073 nt
Organism: Loxodonta africana (African savanna elephant)
Lineage: Eukaryota; Metazoa; Chordata; Mammalia; Proboscidea; Elephantidae
Gene: TRAK1
Product: trafficking kinesin protein 1
Exons: 17
Coding region: 4160-7468 (1102 amino acids)
Biological process (GO): neurogenesis; anterograde axonal transport of mitochondrion; mitochondrion distribution
Cellular component (GO): dendrite; cytoplasmic vesicle; mitochondrion
Molecular function (GO): myosin binding; GABA receptor binding
Source: RefSeq, a predicted model, not a curated record
GUUUGCUGUGUGAGGGUCCCUGGGUGGUGCAGACAGUUAACAUGCUCAGCUGUUAACCGAAAGGCUAGAGGUUCGAGUCUACCCAGAGGUACUUCAGAAGAAAGGCCUGGUGAUCUGCUUCCAGAAAACCAGCCCUGUGGGGCACGGCUCUACUCUGACACACACGGGUUUGCCGUGGGUCUGCGUCCACUUUGGCAACUGUUUUUUUUUUUUUUGGUUUCCUGUUCACUAUUUUUUUUUAUGGUAUUAAACAGGCCUGGAUUCCACACUUGCCCCACCUCUAUCUAGUGUUGUGGGACAGUGAGCAGGUGGCUUCCAACCCCAGUCUCCUUGUCCAGCCUCAGCUUCCCCACCCGUGACUUGGGUGGAUGGUGAUCCAGGCCCCACGGCUGCUGUGAGUUCAGGCAACCACUCCUCGGGUAGCGCACCCAGGCCGAGCUGGCCACACGUCUCUGUCCCGUAAGCGGCAUCAUUGGCGCUCUUUUCUCUAUCGGAGUCAUUGUCUGUUUUUUUUUGUUUUUUUUUAAGAAUCAAAUUCCUUCUAGGGAGUGAGUGCAGUUAAUAGACAGGACCUCCGAAGGGUCUUCUGCUCCCACCCUUACCCUACAUUCCUGGACCUCUUUCUCACUGUGGUUAUUAUAUUAACUCUAUUCUAGAGUGUGGCAGCUUGGCAGCCACCUUUCUUGGCUUGACAAGGUUUAUUACUAAUUCAGGCCUGCACCUUGGAAGGGCAGGUGAGGUCUCAUGUGCCUGCCUGCCCCACAUGUCUCAGGUCUCUAGGUCCUUCAGAGACCCCAUGCCGCUUCAAAGUGAUGUGACCCAGCAGUGUGCACUGCAGGGCUUCCUCAUUUAGGACAUCUGGUUCUUCCGAGGUUUUUUCUUUAAGGAAUAGCCUUGCAACCUGGAGGUUUCCAGUGAGCCCCCCCAGCAGGUAUAUGCAAUAAGGUAACUGCUGAGGCCUACUGGGCUUUGCAGCCUCCAGAAUUUCUGUUGGUGUCCUGGGAAUGUGAGACCAGCCCUGCCACAGUUGAUGGUUUUCUGAUUGGGGCCCAGGACGUGCAGCCGUGAUGCUCACCAUGCGCUGCUUCUGCCCUGCCCCUGCCUGCUACCCGCCCGCCCGCAGGCUCUGGGUCUCAAGCCCCUUUGCUUGUCCUGAGUUGGUCUGGCAUGCUGGGGAAGCCCCUCUGCGGAGUCACGGACCCUCACCACCAUUUCUACCUGGGCGGGGGAGUCCUGCCUCUCAGGCCGACAGCCAGGUUUUGAAUGUCUCGCUUAGGUUUUAGGGUCUCUCAGGUGACACAUGUCUGCACUGGUCCUGAGCCAGCUGACUUUACUCACUUGCUUCGUGCUGGAAGGCACCCAAAGGCUCUGUCAUAGCCGAAAGAGGAGAGGCAGGCUGUAAGCUCGGCUUCGCACGCAGCUCAGGCUCCCGCCUGGGCUCCUUUUGCAAGAAAAAAAAAGAGGGAGCUAUUUAUGGUGUGCUAUAAAUCUGCUGCUGCCAGCUAGAGGGAGCUGGGGACUAUUACGUAAGGCUGUCAGCGUGCAUUGCCUCCUUUUUCUCUUUUCCUUCCUUUUUCUCAGCGAUAGCGAUGGGUUUACAGAAGGCAGUCUGGCUGGGUAUUGCUGUUCUCUCGGUUGCAGCAGAAUUAUUUUUGGCAACUGGGCAGUUUGCUCACAGGGCAGCAGUUUUCAUUCCUGAGAACUGGAUUCAUGAAAUGGAUUUGUCCUUAUUGCUUAGGGCAGUUCCUCGGGGGCAGUGCUCACAUUGGUGGGUUUUCUUCUGUCUUAAGCAAAGUUCAGUAGGAGAGGGCUGGAGGCUGGGACUACGUUGGGUCAGAGCCAUUUUUUUCCAGUUGCCUUGAGUCAUGGACAUUUUGAGUGAUUGUUGAUUUCUUUAUUAUUUUGGGGUCUUUGCUUUCUCCAGAGCCACAAGAAAGGUGUAGCCUUAAAAAGGUCGUUUAUUCACAUGUAUAUGUGUGUGUGCCUGUGUGCGUGGGCAUGAGAGAGGAAAGACAUGCAGGACAGGCACACACACGUGCAGCCCCCAUUCCACGCUCAGGUCCUUCCUGAAGUCAUUCUAGUGGACACCCAUAAUAGGGUCUGGCUGUAGCCCUCCGUUGCCCUCGACCUCUCCUUUUCAAGGUGCCCUGCCAGGCUCUCAAGAGACCCUGGUAAUUGUCCUUGAGACCAUAUGGCAUCUCUUUUCCUGUGUCUUUGGCUACCCUGAUGCUGUUCUGACUUUCUGGCUCUAGAUGCUGAUCUUGGCUCCUCCAAAUCUCUCUUCUCAUUCUGUGGGUGGACACACAUGCCCUCUCCCAAGACGCUCCUUCCCUUUGCAAGUGUGGUAUAAUAGUAGUUGAAAAUUUUAAUAAGAAAGUUGAGUAGACUAAUAUUAUAAAAAAUAGUAUAAUUUUUUUAAUACGAUGUCAUAUAUUAACAUGUAAUAAGAAUUCAAGUGAUAAAUGCUUCUUCCCAGUUCUGCUUCUCCCACUAUUUGAGAUAAGACUUUGAGCAAGUCAUUUAACCUUUCCCCAGGUAUGUUCCCUACCCCGGCUCACAGAAUGAGAACUGUCCUACUAAGCUGUAAUGUAGAUUUGUCUUAUGGGACAAAUGGCGUCGUAGUCGUGAAAGCCCACGCUGAGCUGUAUCGUCCUGUAGGGCCUGUGUCUUCUUCUUGGUGACCUUGCUCAUUCCCUGACCUGGCACCAUUGCUGGAGAACUGUAACUUGUCCCUUCCUCAUCCUCCAACUGUCCAACAUUAAAUGAUAUUUUCCACUACUUAGCCACUUGUCCAGUUAUUUAAGGAGCCGGCCUGGCCUGAUACGAGUGCCAGAAAGGUCAAAUGAUGCAGAGAGAGAGAAGAUGGAGAAGGAGGGGAGGAGCAGUCCUGUGGGUGCUCUCUCACCGGCCCAGUGCAGCCUUGGAGGUUGGACCCCGUCUUUGGGCUGAUUGGAAUGUGCAUAUUUUUUUUAUUUGGGCUUGAGUGGCUGAGGCGGCUUAACCAGUAAGCUCUGUAGGCACCGGCUGGCAUUAAGCAAGGUACGCACGGGCUUCAUUCUAUUUACUUGCUAAUCUGUAGUGAGCAAUUUCACAUGGGUUUCACCACAUCUUUGACGUGGUGGGGGACAGGUGAAAUUGUGCACUGCAGAUUGGUGGGAAGGCACAGUUGGGGGCUGUUUGUACCUUGACUUCAUUGGGUAAUCCGGCCCUGUUGAGUGGUCUUGGUGGGGUCUUUGGUUUUACUUGUUUUGCCCUGUCAUGACAAGAGGGUUGUUUUAAAAGAGUGCACAACUAUGGGAGAGUGAUCAGUGGUCAGGGAUCACACGGAACACUGCUGUGUUUGUCUGGUGCUCUCAACUCUGGGGCAGACUAGAAAGAGCAGUGUCUCUGGAGCCAUUGAAAUCUAGGUUCAAAUCCUGGGCAAGUUACUUAAUCUCUGAGCCUUUUUCCUGUAAAAAGAAGCUACUGAUAUUACUUUUAAGGAGCUCUGGUGGCACAGUGGUUAAGGCGAUCAACUGCUAACUGAAAGGUUGGCAGUUCGAAACCACCAGCUGCUCUGCUGGGGAAAGAUGUGGCAGUCUGCUUCCAUAGAGAUUUACAGACUUGGAAACCCUAUGGGGUUGCUGUGAGUCGGAAUUGCCUUGCUGGCCGUGGGUAUUUUUUUUGGGUGAUAUUAGUUUGUAGGUUGUAAGCCAUAAAUGAGGUCAUGGAUGUAAAUUAGGAAGCACGGUGCCUCACCUGUAGCUCAUUUUGCAAUUACAGGAGUGCUGUGGCUGUCUGCACUUUAAAAUAGCACAUGGUGGUUUUCAUCGUUUUCUAAGCAGGCAGCAGAGAAGCAGCUAUAGGAGUGUAAGGAAAAGAAUCGCCCUGCCGAGAGGGUUGGGAGACCCUGGUGCUGGUCCUACCUUUGGCAAGGUCUUUUGUUCCUUGGAGCCACUUAAGGUGGGUGCCAAGAUCCUGGAGUGCCCAUCUUUACUUUAAAUUCAAAUCUUGAUUUCCUUUAGACCCAAUCACAGCCUGGGAGUUAGCUGUCUUUCCACGUGGUUAUCCCUGAUAUAGAAACAAUGUGUUGAAAACAUGCCUUCCUUGUAUUUCAGCUGCUAAAGGAUUAUGGUCCAUAGGCCAAGUCCCAGGCUUUUGAUCGAGUCACAGGCUCACCAUGCUGGGCCUGGCAGGGUGCUGUCUCCUCCCAGCGACUUGUCAAGGAGGCGGUGGUACCCACAUUUUGCGGAUGAGAGACAUCUUGGGACCCGGCCAAGGGCUGCAAUUCCCUGUUAGGAGCCCCUGCUGGUACACCAGACCCACCGGGCUGUCUGCCCGACUGCCCCAGACUCCGGCAGCGGGGACCCCUGAUGGCAGUAGGCACCUCCCCGUGAAACCUGCCAAGCUGGACGCCACAGUUCUGCACGACGACGCUUUGGUCAGCCCCGUGUCCCCUUCAGAGGCGUGCCACCAUGCAGUCCUAGCCUGCAGCCUGGGCAUCCCCGAGGAACACUAUGUAAGCGAGGCUGUGGAAGAUGCUCCCAGCUUCAGAGGGUACCGGGAUGCCUGCACCAUUACCGAUGUGUGCAACAGCACUGACCUCCCGGAAGUUGAGAUCAUUAGCCUGCUGGAGGAGCAGCUGCCCCAUUAUAAGUUAAGAGCCGAUACCAUCUACGGUUAUGACCACGAUGACUGGCUCCAUACGCCGCUCAUUUCUCCUGAUGCCAACAUUGACCUCACAACUGAGCAAAUUGAAGAGACGCUGAAGUACUUCCUUUUAUGUGCUGAAAGAGUUGGCCAGAUGACUAAAACAUACAAUGACAUAGAUGCUGUUACUCGUCUUCUUGAGGAGAAAGAGCGGGAUUUAGAAUUGGCUGCUCGGAUCGGCCAGUCAUUGUUGAAGAAGAACAAGACGCUAACCGAGAGGAACGAGCUGCUGGAGGAGCAAGUCGAACACAUCAGGGAGGAGGUGUCUCAGCUUCGGCACGAGCUGUCCAUGAAGGAUGAGCUCCUGCAAUUCUACACCAGUGCCGCCGAGGAGAGCGAGCCCGAGUCCGUCUGCUCGACCCCGUUGAAGAGGAAUGAGUCGUCCUCCUCAGUCCAGAACUACUUUCACUUGGAUUCUCUUCAGAAGAAGCUGAAAGACCUUGAAGAGGAGAACGUCGUGCUUCGAUCAGAGGCUUGCCAGCUGAAGACAGAGACCAUCACCUAUGAGGAGAAGGAGCAGCAGCUGGUCAAUGACUGCGUGAAGGAGCUGAGGGAUGCCAACGUCCAGAUUGCCAGCAUCUCAGAGGAAUUGGCCAAGAAGACUGAAGAUGCUGCCCGGCAGCAGGAGGAGAUCACACACCUGCUGUCACAGAUCGUGGAUUUGCAGAAGAAGGCCAAAGCGUGUGCAGUGGAGAACGAAGAGCUUGUCCAGCAUCUGGGGGCUGCCAAGGAUGCCCAGCGGCAGCUCACGGCCGAGCUGCGUGAGCUGGAGGACAAAUAUGCAGAGUGCAUGGAAAUGCUUCACGAGGCGCAGGAGGAGCUGAAGAACCUCCGGAACAAAACCAUGCCGAACACCACUGCCCGGCGCUACCACUCUCUGGGCCUGUUUCCCAUGGACUCCCUGGCCGCGGAGAUCGAGGGGACGAUGCGCAAGGAGCUGCAGUUGGAAGAGCCUGAGUCUCCAGAUGUCACUCACCAGAAGCGUGUCUUUGAAACUGUGAGAAACAUCAACCAAGUCGUCAAGCAGAGGUCCCUGACCCCUUCCCCCAUGAACAUCCCCGGCUCCAACCAGUCCUCAGCCAUGAACUCCGUCCUGUCCAGCUGUGUCAGCACCCCCAGGUCCAGCUUCUACGGCAGUGAUGUCAGCAACGUUGUCCUCGACAACAAGACCAACAGCAUCAUCCUCGAAACAGAACCGUCUGACCUGGGGAACGAGGACCGGAAUAAGAAGCCGGGAACGCCGGGCACCCCCGGCUCCCACGACCUGGAGACGGCGCUGAGGCGGCUGUCCCUCCGCCGGGAGAACUACCUCUCGGAGAGGCGCUUCUUUGAGGAGGAGCAGGAACGGAAGCUCAGGGAGCUGGCGGAGAAGGGCGAGCUGCUCAGCGGCUCCCUCACGCCCACGGAGAGCAUCAUGUCCCUCGGCACACACUCCCGCUUCUCCGAGUUCACCGGCUUCUCGGGCAUGUCCUUCAGCAGCCGCUCCUACCUGCCUGAGAAGCUUCAGAUCGUGAAGCCGCUGGAAGGUUCUGCCACCCUUCACCACUGGCAGCAACUGGCCCAGCCUCACCUCGGGGGCAUCCUGGACCCCCGGCCUGGUGUGGUCACCAAGGGCUUCCGGACACUGGACGUCGACCUGGAUGAAGUGUACUGCCUUAACGACUUUGAAGAAGAUGACACAGGUGACCAUAUUUCCCUCCCGGGCCUAGCUACCUCCACGCCAGUUCAGCACCCAGAGACCUCAGGUGAGAGGUCCCGAGCACGUGUGACUGUCUCAGGCAGCAGAAGUUACCCGAGCCGGCCUCAGGCUUUCCCCGAGGAGAUGCAGGAGCCGCCAGCGGUCACGGAGAAGGAGGAGGAGGAGGAGGAGGGGUCUGCACACCACCCUGGGAAGUGCAUGUCACAGACCAACUCCACCUUCACCUUCACCACCUGCCGCAUCCUGCAUCCUUCAGAUGAGCUCACGCGGGUCACACCAAGCCUUAACUCAGCCCCGACUCCAGCUUGUGGCAGUGCCAGCCACUUGAAGUCCACGCCGGUGGCCACGCCGUGCACAUCCCGGAGACUGAGUCUGGCUGAGUCCUUCACCAACACCCGCGAGUCCACCACCACAAUGAGCACAUCACUCGGGCUGGUGUGGCUGCUGAAGGAACGGGGUAUCUCGGCAGCCGUGUAUGACCCCCAGAGCUGGGACCGGGCCGGCCGGGGCUCCCUUCUGUACUCGUACACCCCCAGGAUGGCUGUGAUCCCCUCCACCCCUCCGAACUCGCCUAUGCAGACACCCAUGUCUUCCCCACCCUCCUUCGAGUUCAAAUGCACAAGCCCGCCCUAUGACAACUUCCUGGCUUCCAAACCCGCCAGCUCCAUCCUGAGGGAAGUGAGGGAAAAGAAGAGCGUCCGGAGCAGCGAGAGCCAGACAGAUGUGUCUGUUUCCAACCUCAACCUCGUGGACAAGGUCAGGAGGUUUGGCGUGGCCAAAGUGGUGAACUCAGGACGAGCCCACAUCCCCACCUUGACUGAGGACCAGGGGCCUCUGCUCUGCGGGCCCCCAGGGCCAGCACAGGCCCUGGUCCCUGGAAGCCUAGUACCUGAGGGCCUGCCGCUUGGGUGCCCGACCGUCACCAGUGCCAUCGGUGGACUGCAGCUCAACAGUGGCAUCCGACGGAACCGUAGCUUCCCCACCAUGGUGGGGUCCAGCAUGCAGAUGAAAGCCCCCGUGACUCUCACCUCAGGCAUCUUGAUGGGUGCUAAGCUCCCCAAACAAACCAGCUUGCGGUGAGGAUGGGAGGGCUGUUCCCCUAGAAGAGACCCACGUUCUCCCAUCUCGUUCCCUUCGUCCCUCUUCCCCCCCUGCGGUGUGUUCUCCCCCCUUCCCUUCUCUGUUCGCCCCCUCCUGAGCUUGACAAAUCAACCUUGUGCCUAAUGGGGAAGAGUGUCACCUUGUCAAGUGUGUACAUAGGACCGGGAGUCCUGGUGUCUGCCCUGAGCUCUCUCUGGGUCACUCGGCACUCUCCUUACUCUCCUGGGGACCUCACCUGUGCUCACCUGGGGAAAGGUGGGUAUCUUUAUUUCUUCUUUCCUUCUGAGAAGCACUGGAGCUACCAAGUGCAUUCUUAUCCUAUGGAUAGGAAACCAGUGGGUUCCCUGGCUGGCCGGCCAAAGCGGAGGCCUGUGGUGUGGACCAUGAGCUGUCAUCACAUGGCACAGAUCAUAAGGCGUCUGCCACCUGGGUGUCACCCAGGACGCCCCAUCCACCCUAUGAGAGCAUUAGGCUGCCACAGGCAGCCCUGGGUGCUGAUAGGCUCCUGAUUGGAGAGCUCUUCUCUCUUUUACGGGUGGCCCAGCUUCUCCAGAGACCUCCACCACUCUGCCUCAGUGGACGGCCGUUUCUUUUUCGAGGUGUGACUUUUUCCUUUCCUGCCUUCAACUUGAAGUCCUAUGUUUUGUAAUCAGCUGUCAGGCCAAACGUCUGACCUGAAAGAGAAUGUAUUUCCACGCCUGCUGCUCUGUCCGGCAGCCCUCCCUCCGUGUUCCGUGUGGUCCAUUUUUAGUUUUCCUUUUUUUUAUAUGCAGGGAAGUAAUGGUACCGGCUGGGAAGUCGCAGCAUCUGUUCUGUGUGGUCCUCUGGCACCAAAAUGUAAAUUUCAAACACACCCAGCUGCUAAGGAGAUAGCAGCUUGUAUCUGGGCCCAGUGUCACAACCAGAUAGAUUGAACCAGACCCAAGACAGCUGUAACAAUAAGAUGAAAGGGGAAAGGGAGUGGGGGAAAGUUGGUCGAAGAAACUUGUCAGCUGUAAAAGCAAAGGGGAAAAACCACAACCAGGACUACCAGUAAUAAACCGGAUGGAGGAAGAGGCAAGUCUUCUGGGAUUCCGCCGGUUCCUGUCCUUAUCAGGAAAAGCCAGGCCGGUAAACAGGCCUUUGCUUGCCCAGUCUCCUGCUACAGGCAUUCGGUGCCCAUGCGCUUUGCCGCCUUAUUUCAGGACAGGGCAUGGCCCACCAAGGCUGUUUGCUUCCCCCCACAGCCCUUUCUCUCUUCCUGCCAUGUUUUAUCCUUAGGAAAAAAUAGAGGUGCCGGUGAAAAGAACCACACACGAACAAGGGAGCCUGGCCCUGUUGCUGUCACUGACCAAGUUAUGAACGUUUAUUUAUUAUUUGUGUGUGCCUGUGUUUGAAAUACUCUCUCUCCUUUCCCAGCUCCAGUCACAGUGUCUCUGUGGCAUCUCGAUCCAAGCAGAUCAUGUAUUUAUUAUACUCUGAGGACUACCAUAUUUUAUGCAAAUAGCGUGCGCCUUCUAUAUUCAUUUGCCAACCGAGUCCUCCACCCGUGAGGUAUUUUUAUAAGCACCGCUAUGCCUUUUUUUUUUUUUUUUUUUACACUUUGCUGUAAAGAAAUUAGCAUAGCGUGCUUAGGAAAAUGAAUCUCGGGGAGGCGCCAGUUGGCAAACAAAUGUAAAACGUGCAUGUUAUUUGUGUAAAAAUGCAGUACGCUGUACAUCAUGGUGUUUUGUGUCAUUUGUUCCAGACGUUUAUGGAAAGAUAACAUCAUAUAAAUGAAAUUGUCAUCUUGACCCACUCCCCUUCCCCCAGUAAAAUGUAUGUACCCUUAAACUGAGUGAGUGUAACCUUACGUCCACCAAGGAUGCUUUUGAGAAGGACCCCAGGAGCGAGCUUCUGUCCCACGAUUUCAGACUAUUUAUUCUUCCUGAACACGAGAGUGUUGGUUGAUUAUGUUCUCAACUCUCCUCGCUGUUGUACGUGUGCACUCACAGCAAGUAACUUAUAUGUUUUUAUUUUAAUGUAUUUUAAAGCCGUAGUUAGAAUAACAAAGGAAUACAAGAAACAUGGACUGAGUGGACCACUUCAUGUAUUCAGAAAGAGGAGCCACCCUCCCUCACAAAGGAAGUACCAGUAUAAAAAUCGACAAUUUGGAGGUUGCAGUAUUUAGUCUAGUACAUAAAUAAAUGAUAAACAUCAUACAACCACUACCAAAAAAGUGUGUUGUAACGCAUCAAAAAUCAACAAUAAAAUUUUAUUUGCUAAUGGAUAUCAAUAAAAUAAAUUCAAAUGAUGGAGCCACACUGGUAUUCUGAUUUAUAUUUUUAUUUUUUCACUAAGGAGAGGAUCUCUUUAUGUAAGACUUAGGUGUUACCAGAGUGCCAUAAUGAAAAAUCCUCGUAUAUGUGUGAUUUUCCACGUAUGUAAGUCUAUCUGUGGGGUAAAUUCCAGAUAGAAAUUGCCAAAUUGUCCUCCAUAGGGUUAUGGUAAACCAAAAAAAAAAAAAAAAAUGCCAUCAAGUUGAUUCUGACUCAUGGCAACUCCAUAUGUUACAGGGUAGAACUGAGAUCUAAACUCUUUUCUUGGCUGUAAUAUUUAUAGAAGCAGUUUGCCAGGCCUUUCUUCCACUGUCCACCACUCAUCCGUCAGUUCAUCGUACUGUGGUGGCCUUCGUGUUGCUGUGAUGCUAGAAGCUAUGCCUCUGGUAUUUCAAAUACCAACAGGGUCACCCAUGUGGACAGGUUUCAGUGGCGCUUCCAGAUUAAGACUAGGAGAAAGGACCUGACCAUCUACUUCUGAGAGAAUUGGCCAGUGAAAACCUUAUGAAUAGCAGCAGAACACUGUCUGACAUAAUGCCGGAAGAUGAGCCUCUCAGGUUGGAAGGCACUCAAAAUAUGACUGGGGAAGAGCUGCCUCCUCAAAGUAGAGUCAAUCUUAAUGAUGUGGAUGGAGUCAAGCCUUUGGGUCCUUCAUUUGCUGAUAUAGCACGACUCAAAAUGAGAACAGCAGCAAACAUCUUCCACAGUGCUGGGUGGGUUCAAACCACCAACCUCUCAGUUAGUAGCCGAGCACAAACUGCACUGCCCAGGGACCUUUUAGAGUUAUGGCAAGAGACAUUUAAAAGCCCAGGACAGUGGAGGGCCACCAGAGGGGGGAUUCUGAGACAGACAAAAGGAUCAAAUAAAAUUUAGUCGGCCACUUCAGUAUUUGGGAACAGUGACAUCAGGCAAGCAAACACUCCAGUGGGUGGUAGCAUCAUGAAUUUUAAAACAGGUGCUACCAUUUGGUAGUCAUAUGAUCUUGGACAAGCCACUUCUUGGAGUCCUCCAUUUUUUUUUUAACCUGUAAAAUGGCAACAGAAAUACACUUUAGGGUUAAUUCGUUAAGUAUAUGUAUUUUGAGCACCUACUUUGUGCCUAGCAUUGUGCUAGGUCCUGGGAAUAUGGUGAUAAACAGGUGAGCAGUUCUUACUCUCAUGGAGUGUAUGAUCUACUGAGAGGAGAAAGAACACCAAACAUGGCAGCAUAACAAGGGUUAGGCAGCAUAAUAAGACAGGGUUAUGGAGGGAGUGGGUAGCUCCUUUGGACUGAGCAGUGUCUUAGUUAUGCAGUGCUGCAGUAACAGAAAUAACCACAAGUGGGUGGCUUUAAUAAAUUUAUUUUCUCACAGUUUAGGAGGCUAGAAGUCUGAUUUCAAGGCACCGGCUCUAGGAGAAGGCCUUCUCUGUUGUCUCUGGGGAACGUCCUUGUUCCUUGGUUCCUUGGUGAUCUUCAUGUGGCAUGGUACCUGUCUUGCCUCAUCUCUGUUUACUUCUAAAUGCCUGAUCUGCUGUUUUUUAUAUCUGAAAGGUGAUUGGCUUAGCAUACACCUGACACUGAUAUGGCCUCUUAACAAAGAAAACCCAUUCCCAAUGAGAUUAUAACCACAGGUAUAGGGAUUAAGAUUUACAACAUUAUUUUGGGGGGGCACAAUUCGAUCUGUAAGAGGCAGUCAGGGAAGGCCUCUCUGAGGAGGUGAGAUUUGAGUCAACCAAUUGAGAAACGGCACAAGAGCCUUUAGGGCAGAGAGAAAAGCUGGUGCAAACGCCCCAAGGUGGGGAAGCAUUUGGUGCGUUUGAGGAGCAGAGAGAAGGCUGGUGUGGGUGAGUGGCGGUGGGAGAAGGAGAGCUCAAUUGUGGCAGAGAAACCAUGGUGCUCACCAGAUGGCCCAUUGGAUGGAUCCUCGUGUUGCCCAGCCACUUUGCAAUUUGACAGGUCACAUGGUUAGUUCUGGCCAAGUGGUCAGUGAGCAGAGACAAAUCCAUGCACGACUCUCUGUGCUCUUCACCCUGUGUGUUAAAAAUUCCCUGAAACCCUCAGUGGAAAUGGUGGUGUCACGAGUUGGUGGAGCCUCUAUCCUAGGUCUCUGGGUAACGUGUGGACCAGAACUCUCUACCAACCCACGUUUGACAUGUUACCUGAAGGAGACUGGUUCUUAUUAAACCAGUGAGAUUUGGGGGUAGUUUAUUAACACAGCAUAGCAUCACCUAUCCUGACUAACACAAGAUAGGAGAAGUCAGAUAAAGGGGGGGAACCAAUCAGAGCUUUCUAAGCCCUGGUGGCAUAGUGGUUAAGUGCUCAAUCGCUAACUGAAAGGUUGGCAGUUUGAACCCAACAGCCCCUCUGUGGAAGAAAGAUGAGGCAGUCUGUUUCCAUAAGGAUUUACAGCCUUAGAAACCCUGUGGGGCAGUUCUACUCUGUCCUAUAGGGUUGCUAUGAGUCGGAAUCGACUCGAUGGCGGUAGAUUUUAAAUCUAAGUGUAAUGGGAAGCACUUGAGUGGGGGCUUUAAACAAGGGAGUAACCUGACCUGAUUGAUAUUUUUAAAAUCACUGAUGGCUGGGUGGAAAAUGGGUUGUAGGAAAGUAAGAGUGAACACGGAAACCUGUUAGGAGGCUACGCUGAAGUCCAAGCAAGAGACAAUAAUGGCUUGAAUUAAGCUGUUGUCUUUGGGAAAUGAGAGAAGAGGAUGGAUUUGAGAUGUGUCUUGGAGAUGGAGCCAAGAGAUCUUGCUGAUGGGUUGGAUGGUGGCAGGGAGCGGGGGACAGUGAGAAAACAGAGAAUCAUGGGAAAUUCCUGGAUUUUUGACCUAAGAACUGGAUAGAUGAUUUACUGGCUGUGGAAGCACAAAAAGUAACAAUGUGUUUCGGACAUUAGAAUGUGUGUGACUGAGAGGCCAGUUGUCAGUAGGAUAUCUAUAAUUUAUCAUCAUGCUAGGACACAAUGAAAAGGGUGCUGGGACCACAGUCAUAAACCGGGGCUGUCCAGCAAGUGAAAACCACAUGGUCAUUCUGCCGGUAGUGUGUCAUGGCCUCCACUCUUGACCAGUGCUGAUGGAUGAAAUAGGGAGCGACUUCUGAAUCAUGUGGGCACCUUCUGUCUUAGUCUUGGUUCUCUAGAAGAGCGAAACUAAUGAAGCGCAUAUAGAUAUAUAUACAGAGAAAUUUACUUCAGGGAAAUGGCUCACACACAGUGAGGAUUGGCAAGACCAAAUCUGUAGGUCAGAGGACAGGCUGACAACCACACAGUUGCAGGCACUGUUGAGCCCAAAACCUGCAGGUCAGGCAAGAGGCUGGAGGCUUUUGCUGGCUUACAUCCUAAGAACUGGAGAUCAGGUGCUGAGAAGAUUGCAGAGGAGAGAGAGAGAGAGAGAUCUUUGCAGGAACAUCCUUUUAUAUACUGGAUGCAGGCCACACCCCCCAAGGAAACUCCCCUUCCAACGUAUUGGCUGCACACAUCAGAUCACAAAAUGGAAAGUGAUUACAUAGUGUCUGCCAAACUACUGAGGAUCAUAGCCUAGCCAAGUUGACACAUAACAUUAACUGUCACUUCUUCUAUAGCUCCUGGGCUCCAUGGACGGCACUGUCCUUGUGCCAGCAGAGAAAUGAUAUGAAUUCUCUCAUUCAUGCCUUCAUACCCAUACCAGCAAUUAAAAAACAACAACAACCCUGUCCUUCAGUUCUGGUUUCUUUUCCCUACACUUACAUUAAGAUACCAUGUGUAAAGUGAGGUGGUUCAUUUUUAAGAACCCAAUUUUUAAUAAAUGUACCUUUAUGGAGCCAACUUUUAUUUUGCAGAGGUUAUUUGCCAAUGAUUGCAGUUGUAGUCAUCACUAUGUUUGCUGCUUGACUUCUGGACCUCGGAGACAUCCCACUGAAGGAAAGUGUCACUAGGUCCUUUGCUGGGCACAGAACCCUCCAGGCUCUAAGCCUAUACAUCUUUUAUGUCCUGGAAGUACAGUUGCCCACCUGGGAGCUCAUCUUGCAUGUCUCUCAGCAUCUCAAACUGAUAUAUCCAGGAAAGUAUUAAGAUAAAGUGAUAUAACGUCUGCCAGUCACUUUCAAAUGUUUCUGGGAAGAGCAAAGAAUGAGAAUUUGUUUUAAAAGGAAUAUGUGGAAAAACGGGAUUGUCUUAGUCAUCUAGUGUUGCUAUAACAGAAAUAGCACAAGUGGAUGGCUUUAACAAAGAGAAAUUUAUUUUCUCACAGUCGAGUAGGCUAGAAGUCCAAGUUCAGGGUUUCAGCUCCAGGGGAAGACUUCCUCUUUCUGUCGGCUCUGGAGGAAGGUCCUUGUCAUCAGUCUUCCUUGGUCUGGGAGCAUCUCAGUGUAGGAACCCCAGGUCCAAAGAACAUGCUCUGCUCCCAGCUCUGCUUUCUUGGUGAUAUGAGGCCCCCAUGUCUCUCUGCUCACUUCUUUCUUUUAUAUCUCAAAAGAGAUUGGCAUAAGACGCUACUAAUCUUGUAGGCCUCAUCAAUAUAAUUACCGCUAAUCCAUCUUAUUACAUCAUAGUGAUAGGAUUUACACCAUAUAGGAAAAUCACAUAAAAGUGGUGGACAAUCACACAAUACUGGGACUCGUGCCCCAGUUAAGCUGACAUAUUUUGGGAGGACACAAUUCAAUCCAUAACAGGGAUUGAUCUCAAAAGGUGGGAUGAACCCUAACAAUAGAGGAUGUGUCUUAUAAACGAUAAAAGUAAAUGCAUUCCUGUCUUCUGGGAUGUAGGAGACAUGUUCGAGGUGGUCUGGUUUUUCCUCCCGUUCUGUUAGGAAUGUGCUCACUAUAUCCCAAGUCCUUCCUCCAGCCCCAGGAGCUCAACCUGAAGACAUCAUGGCCUAAAGGGAAGUUGUCGAAGAGUUAGCCCAGGGGGCUAGAAAACAAAGAUGUCAAAUUCUUCGUUUUUAAUUUUGGAGAAUGAAAAACCGGGUAUAACCUUUGGUAUAAAACCAAAGGAUUUGGAAUAAAAGCCUACUGAGGUACUGUUUCUCUUUUUACUGCUCACCCUUCUCUGCUUCUCCCACCCCCAAAUACACAUCACGACCCAGCCAGAUCAAGCUGGCGAAGGAAAGGAGGGAGUUGGAGAUCAGACACAGGACUGCCUCUGCCUUUCCCACUAAUGGCCCAAGCACAGGGUCACAGGAAGUCCCCUGGAUGAGUCUGGAGACCCAAGAACAGACGAGCUAGCUUCCCACGGUGGCCUGGGGAAGUGGGUCGUGGCAGAGCCCAGCCAAGCCCUCACUCCCAUGACAGGGCCAGGGCACCCAGCAGUGAGGGUGGAGCUCAGCGGAGUGUU